AUGGCGACGACACCUCCGCCGCCGUCAACUCUUCGGGUGCCUCCCACUCCACGACAUGGGCCCGGAUAUGACCAAUAUGAACCGUACUCUACGCGGCAUUCUGCCAGGCUAGCCGGUCAACGGGCAUCAAAGGAGAGACACACAACCCCUCCGCCAAAUUUCCCACCAUCGCAGAGUUUUAAAGGUACAAAGAAGCAACAUAAGGAACUGGGAGCAUUGUCACCACCCGAAUCUGCUCGCAGGUCCCCCCGCAAGAAGACAUCGGAUCGGAUCGACAGUUUUCUUGCCGCACAUUCGCUGGAUGGCGUCUCUGAACUAGACGACUCAGAUCCUUUCGGCGCCUCGGAGCCUUCCAACUCAACUCGCCCUUUACACGCAUUUCGGACCACCAUAUCACAGGGAAUGCUGCCAACACCUGCCAAAACGCCAAAGAAGAAAGCGGUUAGUAAUGUUGGAAACACGGCACGCGCUCUCUUUCCUCCCCCCUCGGGACGCACCAAAAAGAGCAAGAAAUACACCGGCUUUUCUCUGGAUAGCUUUGACGACAACGCUCAGGGCAGAUCUAAUAUCCAGAUUUACACCGACUCUCGUGACCGAAUUCCCGAGCCGGACGAAAGUGAAGACAACCCAUUCUGCAAGAAGCCCACGGUCCCUACUCGUUUCUCGAGACGCAGGGCAGAGCAAAGUAAGCGCGACAAGGAAGUUGACGAAUCAGUCAAACGUGACGAUGGCAUGACUUAUGUAUUCCGUGGCAAAAAAAUCUUCCGCAAGUUCGUCGAGCCAGUUGAGAGUGAUGGGGAUGAUGACGAUGACGACUUGGGCUUGCUUGCAGCUCGCCCCGAUCUGUUGGAUGAAGACAUUACUGCCAACGUUCGACCACUCACUCGCUCGUCCAUCAAGCCUCGCGUGCUCUUCCCCACUGCAAACGACCGCGCGCCUCCGUCAAAUCAUGUUAGCGAUGUCGAUGAAGAAGCAGCUACCGACAUCGAAGACCACAUGGUCGUUCCUAAUGUCGCAGAAGCCGUUGAUCGCCCCGUCGACGUUGAGAUGAAGCAGCGGCCAGUCACUCCUCCGCCAAAUAUUGUUGAUACGCCUCCCUCGCCUGGUGCGACAAUACGCUCAUUGCGUCCUCGAGCCAAGCGUGAUGAUUCGGAGCACAGAACACCUACGGUCCCAGAGACCAAAAAACGCGUUAGUCCCUUUGAUGGCUGGCUGAGAAGGAAACCGACUCCCGUGCCCGCAGGGUCCAAAGCCAAGAAGAGGGACGCUGCUGAGACGGCCGGCAGCCCCGGUGGCCCGGCUACCAAGAAAACCAGAGGAAGCCGAGCUGCUGUCACAUCGUCCUGA
Aspergillus bombycis is the source of this 1347-nucleotide messenger RNA. RefSeq lists its product as uncharacterized. The transcript is spliced from 2 exons. The record is from RefSeq and is a predicted model, not a curated record. NCBI's taxonomy places the organism in Eukaryota, Fungi, Ascomycota, Eurotiomycetes, Eurotiales, Aspergillaceae. The coding region runs from base 1 to 1347 and encodes 448 amino acids.